GGGAGUAGGUGAACACAAGCACCUUCAGCAUCUUUUCAAGCUGCGCUUUCAUGUGGAGUCGUAGCUUCGCAGCGAAGCUGUGUUUUUCCCCCUCCAACUCCUAACAUGAGAGUUUGAUGGCGUGGUCGUGGGUGGCAAUAAUGUGAACUUCAGCGCACUGGUCGGACAGCGCACUCCUCGGACCCCGCAUGCCUCAGAAACACGCAGUGAGCGAUGGGACGCAGCUGGAAUUCAAGGACAUGCAGCAAAUUGCAUUAAGCUGCAGAGCGAUGAAGAAUGGAGGCAUGUUGAGUCAUUUCUAGACAUUAUAGGACGACGCUGAACUCAAAUUCAGUGGUCAUUUUUCUCCUGAUCGGACUGAACUGCAGCCAUGUCAACACUAAAGAAACAAGCGGCAAGAGGCCAAGACAGCCAAGUCUUACCGAAGGUCCCUGUGCCCCCACUCAAACAAACCCUUGACACCUACCUGAAAUGCGUCCAGCAUCUUGUGAAAGACGAGCAGUUUAAGAAGACUAAAACCAUCGUGGAGAAGUUCGGGGCUCCCGGAGGCAUUGGAGAGGUUCUUCAGAAGAAACUUUUGGAGAGGAGGGACAAGACAGCUAACUGGGUCUAUGACUACUGGCUGGAGGACAUGUACCUAAACAAUAGGUUGGCCCUACCAGUUAACUCCAGUCCUGCCAUGGUGUUCCCGAAACAGACUUUCAGAGAUCACAAAAUUGCUCUCAGAUUUGCUGCUCGCCUCAUCCGUAGGGUGUUGGAGUAUAAAUCUCUCAUUGAUGCGAGAAUGCUGCCUGUGGAUGUUGCUCGAGGCCAGUUAGCAGGGACUCCACUGUGCAUGAAACAGUACUACCACCUCUUCACGUCCUACCGCUACCCGGGGCUGAAGACAGACACGCUGAAGGUUGACAUGAACACAGCCUCCUCAACAUCAGAGCAUAUGAUCGUGGCGUGCAAAAACCAGUUUUUCAUGUUGGAUGUAGUCGCAAACAACAAGCAGCUCAAUGAGACAGAGAUCUUAUCCCAGCUGGAGAAGAUCAUGAAAAUGUCAGAAAAUGCAGAAGAGAAGCACCCUCCUUUUGGAAUCCUGACCUCAGACGACAGGACUGAAUGGGCACAAGCUAGAGAGGCACUAAUAAAAGAUCAAACUAACCAGGACUCUCUGGCUCUGAUUGAGAGCUCUAUAUGUGUGGUGUGUCUGGAUGAGCCAUGUGGCCUCACGCCCAGUGACACCAACAGGGCUCUAAUGAUGCUACACGGUGGUGGAUGUGAACGCAAUGGUGCAAAUCGCUGGUAUGACAAAUCAAUGCAGUUUGUUGUAGGAAUGGAUGGGGUAUGUGGAGUGGUGUGUGAGCAUUCUCCAUUUGAGGGAAUAGUUAUGGUGCAGUGCUCAGAGUUUCUUAUGAAACACGUAACAGGGAGUCCCUUGAGGAUGGUUCAGCCGUCCAGCGCCAGAGCACUUUCCCCUCCAAGAAGGCUGCUGUGGAAAUGCAACUCCCACAUUCAAGCCCUCCUUGGAGCAUCUGGAGACAGACUCCAGAGGCUGGUAAACAAUCUUGACAUGGAUGUAUUCACAUUUGAAACUUAUGGAAAAGAAUUUAUCAAAAAACAGAAGAUGAGCCCAGAUGGAUUCAUACAAGUCGCCUUGCAGCUUGCAUUCUACAAAUGCAGAGGAAGGCUCGUACCCACAUAUGAGAGUGCUUCCCUUCGUCGUUUUCAAGAAGGUCGGGUAGAUAACAUCCGCUCAGCCACACCUGAUGUCCUGGCCUUCGUGAAGUCGAUGGCCGACGAGGGAGCAACUUUCACAGACUCAGAAAAAAUGAAACGACUGAAGGAUGCACUUAAGGCCCAAACAGACUACACAAUCGCAGCAAUUACAGGAAUGGCAAUAGACAAUCACCUGCUUGGGCUUCUGAAGGUCUCAAAGGAGCUGAAAAUGGAAAGGCCAGAUAUCUUCUGUGAUGAGACAUAUCUGGCCAAUAACCAUUUCAUCCUCUCUACUAGUCAGGUUCCUACAACGGUGGAAAUGUUCUGCUGCUAUGGCCCGGUGGUGCCCAACGGCUACGGCACCUGCUACAACCCACAGCCGCACCACAUCGUCUUCAGCGUGUCGAGUUUCUGGGAGAACACGGAGACGAGCUCAGCCGUUUUUGUCAAAGCCCUGAACGAGAGCCUGUUGGAAAUCGGGGACCUGUGCAAUAGAAGCGCAGCUGCAGCUAGCCAACCGACUGAAAGCAGUCAGGCAGCCUCAUAAAUCAGCAAAGUAAGCUUUACAGAGAGAACACCACAACGUAUCUGCACCACUCCUAGGUUUAUACUUAGUAACAAUGUUGAUUUAACAGGAAAAUAAAAAGCCUUAUAAAUAAACAUAUAAAUGCAUAAAAAGAAUAUGUAAAUAUUAAAAAAGUUUAUUUAAAAAAAAAAGUUAAUAUUUCCAUUUUGGAUCUGUGAAAAUGAUGUGUGGUCCAAAACUGACUCUGGUGGACUGAAGUUAAUCUGUCCACUCCACUUAAGGAACUUGAAGCCAUGUCUGUUUGUAGCACCAAUCUGAGGAUUUAGUUCUCAAACAGUUAUCUAAAAUAUCCUUAUGGUAUAUCUUACACCCUUAGAAUAGUAACCUUUGAGACAGGACAGUGACUAGAGUAUAAAAUAAUAUAGUUGUGACAUUUGGUGUAUGUGAAUCAGCAAGCUUUCCCAUUUUUUCAACACGGUGAAUUUAAAUGUGCAAAGUAUAAUGUAUUAAUAUACGCAACUUGUUUUUUUAUUAUUUUCACACGAAGUUUCCAAAGAAGUGUGCAUAUGUGAGUUAUGUCUGUUAAAGCACUUUAGGACACACAUACACAGUGUUUUAUUAUCUUUAUAAUGACGCCUCACUGACUUCCAUUGAUUUCCAUACAUUUUCAUUUAUUUCUAUAGAUCUAACCUUGACUCUACCCCUAACCCUAAACAUUACCAGUGCAUACCUAACCAUAACCUAAACUCAAUUCACACCUUAGUCCUGAACCUAAGCAUUAACCCAAUUUGCAAUGUUGUCCAGAUAGCAUUGGUCUGCUGUUAAGUUUUGGUCCUCAUAAUGAUGGCUAUACUAGCCCAACCCCACACACACACAUCAGUGUUUUACUAUCUUUAUGAGGACAUUUCACUGACCCUAACCAUAACCAGUGCAUACCUAAACCUAACCUAAACUCAAUUCAUACCUUAGUCCUAAAUCUGACCCCUAGCCCAAGAACAGCAUUUAAAAAACUGAAGACAAGUAAAAUGUUCUCACUUUCCAAAAAUGUCUUCCCUUUGCUGGUAAAAUACGAAAAAUGGUUCUCACUCAGCAGAAAGAACAAGAACACACACACACACACACACACACACACACACACACACAUACACACACCCAUGACAUUUGUAAUUGAAACCAGAAUUUUACAUACACUGUAAAAAAGACAACUUAUCAAUUCCCUUGUAACAUUUGAAGAUGUCUACUAGGUGUAUUAUAUAUAACAGCAAUAGCAACAUUAAUAAGUGGAUAAAUGUAAUCGGUCAUCAGUGCUGCUUUAUAAACAAGUAUAUAUAUAGAUAUAUAUAUAUAUAUUUACAGUUUUUCCUUUUAUUUACAUUGAAAGCAAAUAAAAUAGCAAAUAGAUGUACUGCAUAGCUUAAGCACUCUGUGCAAUAAAAAUAUAUGAAGUGCAGCGAGGGUUUUGUGCAAUCUGACAGAUCAGCUCAUUAUGUGCAUGGAGCUUCUCUAUUGGUAAAUCAACAAGAGUUACUAUUUUUAUAUUCAGUUAUAAAAGAGACAUAUACUAAGUGAGGUGAUUAAAAAUUGUCAUUUGGUGAGUGUUUUGUCAGAAAAGGUCUCAUAUGUGUUUUAAGUGUUUUGGGUCUUGUUUAUUUUGUGAACAUAAAGUGGUAAUCUGUGUGGAAAGUGUGAGAGUAUUUGUUGUCUUGCUGUGUGUCCACCAGCCAAAGUGAAUGUGAUAUGAUUUCAAAACAUUGAUGAAAUAAAUAUAACUGAAACAUGCGUGUUGUUAUUUCUAUAUGAAAGUAUUUUUGAUGAAAUAUUGUUAAAAUCUCAGUAGUGCAAAGUCAAAACGCCUUAAAAUGACAUAAAAGCGUUCUUGUAAUUUGUCUGAAGAAAACAAUGUUUUGUGUGAGGACAACAAUUUAUUUGUCACAAAUUGCUUUUUUCCCAUUUGUUUCACACAAUAAAAUAUUUAAAGAUAAUUAUGGAACAGCACUGUAUAGAUGUUGCUUAUUUGUUUAGCGUUAAACUUAUCGUUGAUGUAGUCUCCUCCAGAAAUGUUCACACCACUGUGCAUUUUUUUGUGACCGUAUGUGAACGAUCAACACAGUGUUACAAAACUGUAAGGUGGAAGGAAAAAAGUAAACUGUUUUUAAAAUUGUUUGAAAUGUAAAAGAAUCAAAAUCUGUGUGGUAAGCUUAUUAAUUCAGAAUGAUUUACUCUGAUACCAUUCAAUAAAAUACAGUGUUACCAAUCGUC
Messenger RNA from Girardinichthys multiradiatus, 4489 nucleotides. Its product is annotated as choline O-acetyltransferase-like. Gene Ontology annotation, cellular component: neuron projection; cytoplasm. Lineage: Eukaryota; Metazoa; Chordata; Actinopteri; Cyprinodontiformes; Goodeidae. The coding region runs from base 371 to 2251 and encodes 626 amino acids. Gene Ontology annotation, biological process: neuromuscular synaptic transmission; acetylcholine biosynthetic process. The transcript has 16 exons. The record is from RefSeq and is a predicted model, not a curated record. Gene Ontology annotation, molecular function: choline O-acetyltransferase activity.